AUGGUGACAUCUCCAGUGUUUGCGAUCUAUCUCACAUGUUUGAUCUUGUGGAAAACAGCUCAGAUGACUGAACUGAAAUUGGCCUCAUCUGAUCAUAAAAAGAGAGGUUUUGUAUCAGCCAAUGUUGACGAUGAGGUAACUUUGCAGUGUUGUUAUGAAGGUGAAGCUACAAUGCUUUACUGGUAUAAACAAACCCUGGGACAGGAACCGAGGCUCAUCUCUCACUUCUAUAAGCAUGGAGAUAAUGUCAUUUUUUAUGAUGAAUUCAAGAACAAUCCACGCUUCACACUGGAUACUGAAAAUAGAAAAAAUAAUUUGAAGAUCUCAGAUUUACAAGUUUCGGACUCAGCUACUUACUACUGCGUAAGAAACUAUGUAAAUAUUUUUAAAUUUGUAGCGGGUAUUACUGUUGAUGUUAAGGGUUCAGGUUUGAAUGUCCCAGCUUUGGUCCAUCAGUCAGCAUCUGAGACCAUCCAGCCAGGAGGCUCUGUGACUCUGAACUGUACAGUACACACUGGGAGCUGUGAUGAUGGAGAACACAGUGUUUACUGGUUCAAAUACUCUGAAGAGUCUCAUCCAGGACUCAUUUACAGCCACGGAGGCAGGAAUGAUCAGUGUGAGAGGAAACCUGACACACAAACACACACCUGUGUCUACAACCUGCCGAUGAAGAGCCUGAAUCUUUCUCAUGCUGGGACCUACUACUGUGCUGUUGCAUCAUGUGGACACAUACUGUUUGGAGACGGGACCAAGCUGGACUUUGAACAUGAGGUGGACUCUCUGGUCUUGGUUUAUUUUUUGAGUGGAGCUUUCCCAACCAUCCUGGUUGUUGUGCUCACUUUCUCACUGUACAAGAUGAAGAAGAAAAACAACGACCAGUCCACAGAGCCUCAAGCAAGAUUUCCUGCAAAUGAAGAGGGAUACCAAGACACGGACAAUCUCCACUAUGCUGCAAUAGGGGAAAGCAUGUCAAAAAGAUCAAGAAGACAGAGGAACUACACAGAGAAUGAAUGUGUACUCCAGUGUAAAGCCAUAAAACAGGAUGUUGGAUAUUUCAUUUGUACUGUGUAAGUAAGAUCAAAAAAAUCCUUAGCCUCUCUUCCAAGGUGUAAAGUUAAUUUAGACAUAUGCAUUGAU
Molecule: messenger RNA, 1137 nt
Organism: Epinephelus moara (kelp grouper)
Lineage: Eukaryota; Metazoa; Chordata; Actinopteri; Perciformes; Serranidae
Exons: 5
Coding region: 1-1071 (356 amino acids)
Biological process (GO): response to bacterium
Source: RefSeq, a predicted model, not a curated record